AUGUAGAAUUAUUUUUAAUUCAAGGAUUUAUAUAAAGAAAAUAAAUUUGUCCAAGCAAUUUAAGAAGCCAACAAGGCUCUGGAACUAAUGCCAAAGCUUGCCUCUGCAUAUUUGUAUAGAGGUAUCAUUUAUUAAAUGCAAUAACUAGGAUGGUGUCACAAAGAAUAAAAUUUAAAUUAGGAGGCGUUAAACGAUUUUACUAAGGCUAUAGAGCUUGAUCCUAAUUUAGUCUAACCUUACCAAAAUAGAGGUAAGUAUAAUAGAUAUAUAAAAGCAAAUUUAUUAUUGGAUCUAAAUAAGGAUGAAGAAGCUAUAAAAGAUUUUUAAAAGGUUAUAUAAAUUGAUCCAAACUACAUAAAUGCAUAUUACAACAAAUUUAUUGCUUUAAACAAGUUAGGAAAGUAUAAAGAUGCUGUUAAAGAUUUAAAUAAAGUAAUAGAAUUAGAUUCUACAUAUGUAAAUGCCUACUAUCAAAGAGGUUUACAAUCAGUUAAUUAUGAAUAGGUAUCCUUCAUUCAAAUUUGGGGAAUAAUGAAGAAUGUUUAAAAGAUUACGAUAGAGUAAUUCAGCUCAAUCCAAAUCAUGAAAACUGCUACUUUAAGAGAGGUUAAUUUUCUAUCAAUUAUUAGCAAUGACUUUAAAUAUGUUAGGCAAAACAGAAGAUGCAGUUAAAGAUUAUAAAAAAGUUCUUAGCUUAAAUCCUAAUAAUGCAAAUGCCUACAAUAAUUUAGGUAAUCAUGUUGUUAAAGUAGCUAAUAUUUUCCAUACUUUGGGAAGAGAUGAAGAAGCAAUAAAUUGUUAUUAGAAGAUAAUUGAAAUCAAACCAGAAGAACAAGAUGCUUAUUCUAAUUAAGGUAAUUAUCAUUUGAUAGACCAGCCAUAUUGUUGAAAAAUCUUGGUAAAAAUGAUGAGGCUAUUAAUUGUUACAAUAAAUUAAUAGAUCUAAAUCCCAAUGAUGCUAACCCGUAUUUUCGCAGAGGAUUUCUUCUGAUGCAGAAAAAUAAAAUUUAGUCAUUAUAGGAUUUUACUAAAGCAAUUGAAUUAAACCCUUCAAAUAAGGAUGCUCACUAUAAUAAAGGUAGUGUGGUUAUUAUAUUGUGUCUAGCAUUAUUAUUAAAUGAAUUGGGGCAAGAAGAGAAUGCUCUAUUAAGCUAUUAAUAGGUUAUAAAACUUGAUCCAAAAUAUUAAAAUGCUUACUUUAAUCAAGGUAUUUAAUCUAAUUUUACAAAGCAAUCAUUCUGAGAAAACUUGGAAAGAAAGAAGAAGCCUUAAAUUCGUAUAAUAUAUUGUUGUAAAUGCAUCCUAAUACAGUUGAAGCAUACUAUAAUAGAGGUAAUUUUCACCAAAAGUUAUAAUAGCUAUUUUACUUGAUGAAGUAGGCUAAAAGGAGAAAGCAAUACAAGAUUACAACAAGGCAAUAGAAUUAGACCCUUCUUAUUAGAGUGCCUAUUUGAAUAGAGGCAUUAUUUAUAUCUAUUCUAGGAAUUUUACUAGAUGAACUUGGAAGGAUGGAUGAUGCCUUAAAGAAUUUUAAUAAGGUAAUUGAAUUAAAUCCAAAGGAUGCUAAGCUCUAUAAGUGUAGAGGUUUUAUUGAUUUUUAUUUUUAGCUGAUUUGAUGGAGAAAAUGGGACAAAAUUAGAAAGCUUUUAAUGACUAUCAACAAGCUAUUGAUCUUGACCCUCAAUUCAUUAAUGCUUAUUUUAAUAGAGGUAUACAUUACUAUCAUCCAUAGCAUUGCUAUAUCAAAAAUAAAAAAAAUAUUAAGAAGCGUUGAAUGAUUUAAACAAAAUAAUUGAACUAGAUCCUAAAAAUGCCUCAACCUUUAAUAGAAGGGGUACAAUUAACACAUAUUCUUUUAGGAUGUAUUUACCAUGAACUGGAAAAAGAUAAAGAAGCAAUGAUUGAUUUCAAUACAUCUCUUUUAUUAGAUCCUAAUAAUCCUAGCACCUAUAAUAAUCGAGGUUAAUUUACAGUUAUAACUCUAGCCAAUCUCUUUAGCGAUUAAGGAUUAGAUUAGGAAGCACUUAAUGAUUAUAAUUAGUCUAUUUUGCUAGAUCCUUUAAGUUCCUUUAAAUAUUGUAACAGAGGUUCUUGUUUGCUCAAUUAAAAUAGGGCUUUUAUUAAAAAAACAAGAGAGAAAUCAAGAAGCCCUUAAUGAUUUUAAUAAGGCGAUUGAACUUGACAAUAAAAAUGAAGAAGCUUAUAAUAGUCGAGGUAAGAAAUUAAUCUAGUUCAGGUAAUUUGUAUAAAGAAUUGAAUAAAUUGGAUGAAGCAUUUAAGGACUAUAAUAAGGCUACCGAACUCAACCCUAAAUAUGUUAAUUCUCUUUAUAAUAGAGGUANCUUAAAUCCUAAUAAUGCAAAUGCCUACAAUAAUUUAGGUAAUCAUGUUGUUAAAGUAGCUAAUAUUUUCCAUACUUUGGGAAGAGAUGAAGAAGCAAUAAAUUGUUAUUAGAAGAUAAUUGAAAUCAAACCAGAAGAACAAGAUGCUUAUUCUAAUUAAGGUAAUUAUCAUUUGAUAGACCAGCCAUAUUGUUGAAAAAUCUUGGUAAAAAUGAUGAGGCUAUUAAUUGUUACAAUAAAUUAAUAGAUCUAAAUCCCAAUGAUGCUAACCCGUAUUUUCGCAGAGGAUUUCUUCUGAUGCAGAAAAAUAAAAUUUAGUCAUUAUAGGAUUUUACUAAAGCAAUUGAAUUAAACCCUUCAAAUAAGGAUGCUCACUAUAAUAAAGGUAGUGUGGUUAUUAUAUUGUGUCUAGCAUUAUUAUUAAAUGAAUUGGGGCAAGAAGAGAAUGCUCUAUUAAGCUAUUAAUAGGUUAUAAAACUUGAUCCAAAAUAUUAAAAUGCUUACUUUAAUCAAGGUAUUUAAUCUAAUUUUACAAAGCAAUCAUUCUGAGAAAACUUGGAAAGAAAGAAGAAGCCUUAAAUUCGUAUAAUAUAUUGUUGUAAAUGCAUCCUAAUACAGUUGAAGCAUACUAUAAUAGAGGUAAUUUUCACCAAAAGUUAUAAUAGCUAUUUUACUUGAUGAAGUAGGCUAAAAGGAGAAAGCAAUACAAGAUUACAACAAGGCAAUAGAAUUAGACCCUUCUUAUUAGAGUGCCUAUUUGAAUAGAGGCAUUAUUUAUAUCUAUUCUAGGAAUUUUACUAGAUGAACUUGGAA
Paramecium octaurelia is the source of this 3155-nucleotide messenger RNA. NCBI's taxonomy places the organism in Eukaryota, Ciliophora, Oligohymenophorea, Peniculida, Parameciidae. The record is from the annotation of a GenBank genome assembly.